CGCAAUCUCUAGUAUUCUGCUCUCCCAUUGGCUGACGUCCUGACGCCGUGCGUGCGUAGGCGCUUCCUCAACUUGACUAGCAGCCGACAGCAAAAUAGAAGAUGGCUGGUCACCGGUUGGUCCUGGUGUUAGGUGACCUGCACAUCCCCCACCGGUGCAACACGCUUCCAGCCAAGUUCAAGAAGCUGCUGGUCCCGGGGAAGAUCCAGCACAUUCUCUGCACGGGCAACCUCUGCACCAAGGAGAGCUAUGACUACCUGAAAACCCUCGCCGGGGACGUCCACAUAGUCCGGGGAGACUUCGAUGAGAACCUGAACUACCCGGAGCAGAAGGUGGUCACAGUGGGGCAGUUUAAGAUCGGCCUGAUCCACGGGCACCAGGUGAUCCCCUGGGGCGACAUGGCCAGCCUGGCGCUGCUCCAGAGGCAGCUCGACGUCGACAUCCUCAUCUCCGGGCACACGCACAAGUUUGAGGCGUUCGAGAACGAAAACAAGUUCUACAUCAACCCUGGUUCUGCCACUGGAGCAUACAGCGCACUGGAAAGCAACAUCAUCCCCUCUUUUGUAUUAAUGGACAUCCAGGCGUCUACGGUGGUGACGUACGUUUACCAGCUGAUCGGCGACGACGUCAAGGUGGAGAGAAUCGAAUACAAGAAAUCCUAAAGGAGGAGGAAGAGGAGGAGGAGGAGGAGGAGAGGAGGGUUAACAAGGCUCAGUGUAUCGUUUCAUUCCUGUCCACCAGGGGGCAGCAGCUCCCUCAGAGUGUAACAAAGCGUUCUGUAACUCUACAACCACCGUGUAUUAUAUUGUUUAUAUGUCAUCAGCAGUUGCUUGUAUCCGAGCUGUCAUGUGUUAACUGUAGAAAACGCAAUAAUGUCACACGUUUUGCUAUCAAAACAAAUAUUUUGGUGCCAUUGUCUUUUUUCUUUCUUUCUUUUCUUUUUUUUUUUAAAUUCUUACCCCUCAUCGUGUCCUGCGCACACGCGACAGGACUUGGAUCAGCUGUAGUCGGCAUUCUUCCAUUCAUUUGUUCCCCAUAUUAAAGUUAUGAUUUCACUCCA
Molecule: messenger RNA, 1060 nt
Organism: Mugil cephalus (flathead mullet)
Lineage: Eukaryota; Metazoa; Chordata; Actinopteri; Mugiliformes; Mugilidae
Gene: vps29
Product: VPS29 retromer complex component
Exons: 5
Coding region: 102-662 (186 amino acids)
Biological process (GO): retrograde transport, endosome to Golgi; intracellular protein transport
Cellular component (GO): retromer complex; endosome
Source: RefSeq, a predicted model, not a curated record